AUGCAAGCUUUUCUUAAAACUGGUAAAAUAUCAGCAUCAGAUAAGCCUUCUACUUCAGGAGUAAAAUCUUCUGCCAAAAAAAAACCUCCAGCACCAUGGGUUGAGAAAUAUCGGCCGAAGACGAUAGAUGAUAUUGUAGACCAAGGCGAGGUAGUGCAAGUUCUUAGAGAAUGUCUAUCUGGCGGGGAUUUGCCACAUUUGUUGUUUUACGGCCCACCUGGCACCGGCAAAACAAGUGCCAUUCUUGCGGCAGCGAGACAGCUCUUUGGUGAUAUUACCCGAGAUCGUGUGUUAGAGCUAAAUGCUUCAGAUGAACGUGGUAUUCAGGUGAUUAGAGACAAAGUGAAAACUUUUGCUCAGCUCACUGUUAGCAGUACCAGGCCAGAUGGUCGGCCAUGUCCUCCAUACAAGCUUGUAAUCCUGGAUGAAGCCGACUCAAUGACAACGGCAGCUCAGGCAGCACUGAGACGAACAAUAGAAAGAGAAACAAGAACAACCCGGUUUUGUCUUAUCUGCAAUUAUGUAUCUAGGAUUAUCCCACCAAUAACCAGUAGAUGCUCCAAAUUUCGUUUCAAGCCCUUAGCUAAAGAAAAUGUCAUUAAGCGACUUCGCGAAAUAUGUUCAGCAGAGGGUGUGGACGUGGGCGAGGGUGAUAUAUUGCAUCAGGCUGUAGAUACAUGUGAGGGAGACUUGCGACGAGCACUAACAGCCCUUCAGUGUUGCCAGAGACUGCUGGGGAAGAUUACUGUUGAAGGUCUUGUGGAGGUAACAGGUUUGGUACCUGACGUACUUGUCAACGAGUAUUUAAACAUCAAGAAUUACAGUGAAUUAGAACAGUUUGUGGAAAAGUUCCUAAUGGAAGCCUACUCCGCGUCGCAAUUACUGGAACAGCUAAGCGCUACAGUAGUGACGGCUGGACACCUCACGAAUAAUCAGAAGUGCGCAAUUAGUGAAAAAGUACCAGUUUGCGCUCAUCGUUUACUAGAUGGUGGCGCGGAGGUUAUGCAGAUCACCGAUCUAGGAUGCACUAUCAUUAUGGCCAACAAUAAUCCUUAG
This is a messenger RNA of Arctia plantaginis, 1056 nucleotides long. The record is from the annotation of a GenBank genome assembly. NCBI's taxonomy places the organism in Eukaryota, Metazoa, Arthropoda, Insecta, Lepidoptera, Erebidae.